UAGGCAAGAUUCUUAUCUAGAUAUAUGUAGUUAUUAGUCUAGCAAUUAGCCACUGUCAGACAAAAGAAGCUUUGUAUAUAAUUUGAAUUUUUCCAGCUCUCACCUACAAUCACGGUUUUUUGUGCUAGCGUUCUUUGAUAUCUAAGAAGGCCAUCCCUGUCAAGGAUCUAGUUUCAUUCUUGUACAAGCAUGAGCUUUUAUUUGUCACUCCAGCAAGGGCUGGGCUGCCUCAGGUUAUAUUACCUGCUUGUGUCUGCAGAAGGCAGGCUUACCAAACUGGAAAAUCCAGCCUUUCUUUGCACAACCCUCAAACGAGACUUUGCAUUUCCCGAACGCUGAUAAAACUGGGACUUCUCGACUUUUACGUAUGUUGAUUUUUCCAAGAGCUCACUUGAAAUCUAAUUUUUGAUUUUGUUUUGAAGCAUUCCAGUCUACCGUCCUGUUUCAGGGGCACAGGAUAUGGGACACGGGAACAAUAGAAACUUUUCGGCUCUGGCGUGUUAUCAUCAGAAACAUACCCAGGGCUGAAAAUGCAGAGGAAGUUAGUUUUUCCUGCUCACAUGUCCUGUGUUGAAAAGUUCUUCACGGGGAAUAAGAAGCAAUGAAUGGCCAUGAGACCAUUGAUUUACCAGCACUAAGCAAUGAAGAACGGGAGCAUGAACCUCUGAAUCCUGAAGCUCAUAAUCAGACACCAGCCUACUUCAAGUCAUGUUUUGAAACUGUUUUUUGGAAAUGCAAGCUGUGGAUGAUUUUAACUUCCGCUUUUCUGGUGUUGAUUCUUGUGACUAUUCUAAGUUUAGUUUUCUAUUCAGUUUACAUAGAUGAAGAUGACUACUGGGACCCUGAAUCAAUAGAAAAUGGCAGUCUUCAUAAUUUCACAGGGAUAUUAAAAAUUCACUGUACUAAUCCUGACCUGGAGCUCUCAGAAUCAGCAUUUAAGUUGAUUUUUGAAAAUCUUAGUAAGAGGCUUACAGAUGUAUACAGUCAUUCACCUGCACUUGGACGGUAUUUCGUCAUGGCUGAAGUUGUUUCCUUCAGUAAAGAAAACAAUUCAGCAUCCUACCUUUUAUGGUUCACGGUGCCGCCUGAGACUGAAGAGUUUAUGAAGUCUAGAAUGAGUGAAGGCUUUGUGAUGAAUAUUUUAAGGCAAAAUAUUUAUGACAAGGAAGAAAUGGAUGGGCUGAAUGUACCUGAUUGCACAAACAUGACACUUGAUCCAACUUCCCUUUCAGUAAUGCAAAUACAGACUGGUGAAUAGUACGAGGAAGCGUGAAUAGUAAGCAGACUGGUGGAGCUCCAAAAUGUCAUCAGAGGAAGGGUCAUAUAUGGAAACAAGGACAUCUUGUUCAAAGAACUAUGGUUCAUUUCCAGCAUGUCUUCAGUCCUCUUACUGAAAUCAAGAACUUCAGGAGAAUAUGACUGCAUCAGUCAAGUGGAUAAGAUGGUGGCCCCUGGCAAUGAUAUAGAUGCCCGUUUAGAAGAACAUAUGAGUUUGUUGGACUGCUAUCUGACCACAACCAAAUCUGGUUGUUUGAAGCUUGAUGAAAGGAGAGUUCCAGAACAUAGACACAUAAGGCUUCAUUCAAGCUUGAGCUGCUCCUUAGUAUCAUGAACCCAAAGUUAGUAAGGGAUCAUUCUGAAAGCCAUUUUGGUUUCUCAGAUAUGAAAGUCUUUCCAAGUUUCUCAGCAGACUGCGGAACUGUGCGUAUUAAGAUGUCCAGACUCAUGUUUUAUGGUGGGUGUGUUAUGACACUAUAAGAGUGUUUUAGUGGUGGGUAUAUUCUGAUUUGUUAGUUGCUCUGUUAUUCUUGCAUCCACAUUAUUGCUGCCUGGAGGGGUCUAUAAUGUGACAAAAUCUGGACAAAAAACCCCAAGCAUUUGUGUGGUAUGAAAAGUUACAGGAUAAACUCUGGUUGGCAAUGAAAGUAGUAUGACCACCCCAAAACAUGUGCAGGUGUAAAUAGUAUGGUAAGCAGGAUCAUGUGUGAUCCAAUAGCAUCAGAGGCAUAAAUCAUCAUGAAUGUGCAAUGAAAGGGACAUCUAGAGGGACACAAAUAGAAACAAAAGCUCAGUUGUAUAAUAACAU
Molecule: messenger RNA, 2086 nt
Organism: Podarcis muralis (Common wall lizard)
Lineage: Eukaryota; Metazoa; Chordata; Lepidosauria; Squamata; Lacertidae
Gene: C4H3orf52
Product: chromosome 4 C3orf52 homolog
Source: RefSeq, a predicted model, not a curated record